UCCUCCUCUCUGGUCAUCGCAAGUCAAGCAAGUCCUUCAUUCACUUCCGCCUUUGCUUCUCUUCCCUCGCUUAACGACCACCGUUCCUUUGUCGUUCUGUCCUUCCUUCACUCUCUCAACAUGAAGGCGUCUUUCGUAACGGCCCUCGCCCUGGCCGCUUGCACACUGGCGAGCCCCGUCGGCCAGCCUCACGCUCGCGGCAACGAAUGCACCUGCGGUGGUUCUGGUCCUAGUUCUGGCACUGAGCCUACGCAACCUGCACCGGAGUCUUCUGCUUCCCCGUCUGGUCCUUCCGGGGUGUCUACCUACCCCGGAACAUCCUCCCAAGCUCCGACUCUGCCUGGCUACCAGCCUGCUCCUACGGUUACUGUCACUACGACCGUGCCUUAUAAGCCUGUUCCUGAGUCCAGCAGCUCUUCCCAGGCACCUGCUCCUACCGCUCCAGCCUCUGAGUCACCUGCUCCGGAGACCUCUGAGCCUUGCACCACUCCUGCUACCUCUGAGCCCGCUGGUCAGUCUUCUGGCCAGCCUACUGGUCCUGCCGGCCCUACCGGCCCUGCCAGCCAGCCGUCUGCUUCUUCCUCUUCUGCUCCUGUUAGUGGGCCUACUGGGGAGCCUUCUGGCUCUUCCGGAUACCCCUCUGGCUCCACCGGCCCUGCCAGCCAACCGGCUCCUUCUUCUUCCUCUGCCCCUGCCAGCCAACCCUCUGGUCCUACCGGUCCUACCGGCCCUGCCGGAUCGCCUUCUUCCUCUAGCCCCGCUGGCCAGCCUACUCAGCCCUCCGGCCCCUCAAGCCCAGCUGGACCAUCAGGAACGGGAAGCUCUGGCAACCCCGGCGGCUCUAAGCCCUCCUCCACCUCGUCUACGCCCAGCUCCUCGACUCCGGCUUCGACUCCUUCCUCGACCCCCUCUUGCGAGAAUGGACACUGCCACGGCACCGGUCACCUCAUUCAGGACCUGGGCCCUCAGGCCGAUCACCUUUUGACCGUGAUCGGUAACGGCACCGAGCAGCUGCUCAUCGAGCUCAGCGACCCCGUUGCCGACCUUCUCUCCAGCCUGGGUCUCACUGGCCUCGCUGAGCCCGUCGGCCAUAUCAUCAAGGACGCAUCUACCAUUGGCGAGCUGAUCACGGAUCUAGGAGCCCCCGUUGACCACCUCCUGAUCGCCGUCGGCAAGGAUACCGGAUAUCUGUUGAUCGAACUGGACCACGACGUCAAGGAUCUCCUGAACAGCAUUGGUCUCAACUCUCUGGCUGACCCUGUGGGUGAUCUCCUCGGCGCCAUUGGCAGCAGCCUGAAGCGUCGUGAGGAUGCCUCCAACCCGAACGGUCUCCUCGAGAAGCUGGGUCCUGUUGUUGACUGCAUCUUGCGAGUUACUGGUGAGGACACCAAGGACCUCCUCAUCAAGCUGAGCGACCCCGUGGCCGAGCUGUUCAAGAGCCUGGGUCUCACUGGUGUCGGCCGCAGCGUUGGUGAAGUGAUCAAGUCGGCCGCGUCGGUGGGUGACUUGAUUGCCGACCUGGGCCCGGUGGCUGACUGCCUGCUGACUGUCAUUGGAGAUGACGGCAGUGCGCUGCUGAUCAAGUUGGCUCCCGAUGUUGCGGACCUGGUGAGCAGCCUGGGACUCCCCGGAGUCGGACAGGCCGUGGGUGAGGUGCUCUACGUGGUCGGCGAGAACAUCUGAGACGACAGCUCCAACUGCUACGAUGAUUGAUUUGCAGCGCAUUUGCGAGUGACCCUACGACUUCCGACCCCUGGCGCUGAAAAUCACGGAUGUGCUGGGAGUGGACUCUUUUUGGAUUGUAUACCAACUAUAUACUACUUGACAUAUCUAUCGUAAUUGUUAAUUAAUGAUACCU
Molecule: messenger RNA, 1858 nt
Organism: Aspergillus sclerotioniger CBS 115572
Lineage: Eukaryota; Fungi; Ascomycota; Eurotiomycetes; Eurotiales; Aspergillaceae
Exons: 1
Coding region: 121-1683 (520 amino acids)
Source: RefSeq, a predicted model, not a curated record